Molecule: messenger RNA, 1461 nt
Organism: Alnus glutinosa
Lineage: Eukaryota; Viridiplantae; Streptophyta; Magnoliopsida; Fagales; Betulaceae
Exons: 3
Coding region: 88-963 (291 amino acids)
Cellular component (GO): nucleus
Molecular function (GO): polyubiquitin modification-dependent protein binding
Source: RefSeq, a predicted model, not a curated record
CAGCGAGAAAAACUACAUGUCGUUGAGUUUGAAUCGAAAUCAGACGCCUUCUUUAUCGCUCUCUCGCUCUCUCUAUCACACAGAGCCAUGGCGGAUCCUCCCAUAGACAAGAUUGCAAUCUCCGGCCCAACCCUGGCCUCCCUGAUCCAACGCUUCUCCUCCUCCUCCGGCCCCCUCGACGGCCUUCUCUUCGGCCACGUCGCCCUCCUCUCCCCCUCCACCCUCUCCGACGACGACCCCUCAUCCUCCACCACUACCGCCACCACCUCCACCUCCCAAACCCUAAUCGCCACCAUCACCUCCUUCCUCUCCCUCCCAUUCUCCUCUCCCUCCGGUCACCUCCUCCCCUCCUUCCCCUCAUCUCCCUCCCCUCUCGGCUGGUUCUCCGCUCGCCGUCGCUCCCCUCUCCGUCCCUCCAUGCGCGAGUUCUCCGUCUCCCAAUCCCUCUCCUCCUCCUCCACCCCGCUCUCCCCUUGCCUCUUCCUCCUCCUCGCCUCCCCCAUCCACGACCACGCCAUCCACACCCACGAGUACCGCGCGUACCAGUUCCGCGCCUCCUCCGAGUCCUUCGAUCCCAAAUGCAUCGACAUCGUCAACAUCGGCCCCGGGUUCCGCGGCCACUAUGGCGCGUUCAGCCCCAACUCGCCGUUUCCGGCCUUGCCGUGCGAGGUGGGGGGCUCGGUGAUGGUUGAGGAUGAGAAGGAGGGGGGAGAGGGGGAGUUGGAGGAGCGGAGGCAGUUGGAUCUGUGUGCCGAGGGGUUCGAGGUCCGGAGAUUGAGGCGGCUGAUUGGCUCCGGGGCCGCCGAUUAUACUGCGGAGCUGGAGGAUUUGUAUGAGAAAAUGCUUGCCAAAGUCGAGAGCUUGGCGAGGCAGGUGGAGCUCAGCUCCGCUAAGGUUUUCGAGCAGGAAAAUCACAAUAGGAAGUUGAGACACAAAGCUGCUCGGCUCGCAGGAUCAGAAUAACUGCCAUAACCUUGUUGUCUAGUUUUAUUCAGCGCCAGCUCGCUUUUAACUGCCAACAGAAGCUCUCUUAAGGCUGCUAAGGUUCUGGAAAUUUCCCCAUCAUAUGGCAGAAGAUUGGACGUGUCAGUCAACUUGGUACAGCUUCUUCUCUUAAUGAUUGCGAGGAAUUUUUGCAGUCAGAUAUUGUAGUCACUUUUUGCAAGUGAAUUCUUGUACAUGCCAAAAAACAGAUUGCUUAAGAUAGCAUGUGUGUGCAAGGAAAUCCAUAUAAGCAUGACAUAUUAAGCCUUAGGUAGACAAAGGUGAUGUAUUUCAUUUUAGACAGCCAGAAUCGCACUCUGCCCAACUGUAAUUGUGAGAGGCCUUUGAUCCGUAGCAACUUCCAUUCAUGUUCGACUCAUAUAGAAUCUUGAUCUAGAUAUGGUCUUUUGGAGCUGAGGAAGUCAUGCCUCCUACUUCGGCGUUUUACAAACUAAUAUAAUUGCUGAGUUUUGUUAA